This is a messenger RNA of Nothobranchius furzeri (turquoise killifish), 2430 nucleotides long. It is a transcript of the gene ampd1, whose product is annotated as adenosine monophosphate deaminase 1 (isoform M). Gene Ontology annotation, molecular function: AMP deaminase activity. Gene Ontology annotation, biological process: IMP salvage; AMP metabolic process. Gene Ontology annotation, cellular component: cytosol. The record is from RefSeq and is a predicted model, not a curated record. Lineage: Eukaryota; Metazoa; Chordata; Actinopteri; Cyprinodontiformes; Nothobranchiidae.
CAUGCUGGAGCUGGGCUCCACACUUCCACUCACACUGGUCCAGCUCCUGACCACAGAGUACCAGUCCCCAGGAGGCCUUUCACUGAAUCACCGUCAGCAUGCCUAAAGUCGUGGUACCAGGUUGUGCACCUUUCCUGAUGGACACAAUCAGGUGAAAAAACCGAUGACAAGAUGAGGGCCUUCGCUGAGAAGGUGUUUGCAUCGGAGACCAAAGAUGAGAACAUACGUGAUGAAAUCUCCAUGUUCGAUGUGGCUGAGGAUUGUCCCAUCCUUCACCAGGAGAUGGCCCACCAUCUGCAUGCUGACGAUGAUGCAGAGAAACGUAAGAGGCUGCAGCGCUUCCGCACCGGAGCCAUUCCUGCGGCUGGUCCUCAGGUGGAAGUGGAAGUGGACGCACCAACCUACCUGGAAGUUCCUGAAUUCCAAAGAGUGGCUGUCAUUGGAGACUAUGCUGCUGGGGUGACCAUGGAUGACUUUGAGCUGGCGUGUAAGGGUCUUUACCGAGCCUUGACCAUUAGAGAGAAGUACAUGAGGUUGGCCUAUCAGCGCUACCCAAGAACAGCCUCCCAGUUCCUGCGUCAAAUAGAGGGAGAAAACUUCAAAGUUGAAGAUCAGGUGCAGCCAGUUUUCACUCCUCCUCCAAAGGGUGGGGAGGACCCUUUUGAUGUCGCCACCCUGCCAAAGAAUCUGGGCUACGUAGCCCGCAUGAAGGAUGGCCUUAUGUAUGUGUACAACGAUGCCGCCGCUGCUGACCAACACCAGCCCAAAGAUCUGCCCCAUCCAGACUACAACACCUUCAUCGACGACAUGAACUUUCUCAUCGCCCUCAUUGCACAGGGCCCAACUAAGACAUACACUCACCGUCGUCUGAAGUUCCUCAUGUCCAAGUUUAAUGUUCAUGAGAUGCUGAAUGAGAUGGAGGAGAUGAAGGAGCUGAAAGUAAACCCUCACAGAGAUUUCUACAACUGCAGGAAGGUGGACACUCACAUCCAUGCCGCUGCCUGCAUGAACCAGAAGCAUCUGCUGCGGUUCAUCAAGAAGUCCUAUCGUGUGGACCAGGAUCGCGUGGUGCACAAACUCAAAGGGAAGGAGGUCACCAUGAAGGCGCUGUUUGAGUCCCUCAACCUGCAUCCCUAUGACCUCACCGUGGACUCUCUGGAUGUGCACGCUGGCAGACAAACCUUCCAGCGUUUCGAUAAGUUCAACGCCAAGUACAAUCCCGUGGGAGCCAGCGAGCUGCGUGAUCUGUACCUGAAGACAGAAAAUCACAUCAAUGGAGAAUACUUUGCCACCAUCAUCAAGGAAGUAGCCAGUGACCUGGAGGAUGCCAAGUACCAGUAUGCUGAGCCCCGCCUGUCCAUCUAUGGAUGUAACCCAAACGAAUGGACCAAACUCUCCGGCUGGUUCGUCAAGCACAGAGUUUUCUCCCUCAACCUCAAAUGGAUGAUUCAAAUUCCCAGGAUCUAUGACAUCUUCAGAGGCAGAAACUUCGUCCCCCACUUUGGCAAAAUGUUGGAGAACAUUUUCCUUCCAGCGUUCGAGGCCACAAUCGACCCAGAGUCCCACCCAGAGCUCAGCAUCUUCCUCAAGCAUGUGACAGGAUUUGACAGUGUGGACGAUGAGUCCAAACACAGUGGACACAUGUUCUCCACCAAGAGUCCUAAACCAGAGGAGUGGGACAUCGCCAAGAACCCUUCCUACACCUACUACAUCUAUUACAUGUAUGCCAACAUUGCCGUUCUCAAUCAGCUUCGCAGACAGAGGGGAAUGAACACGUUCCUGUUCAGGCCCCACUGUGGUGAGGCUGGUGCCGUCACGCACUUGCUGGCCGCCUUCAUGACUGCUGACAACAUCUCCCACGGCCUUAACCUCAAGAAGAGUCCUGUGCUUCAGUACUUGUACUUCUUGACCCAGAUCCCUAUCGCCAUGUCUCCUCUCAGCAACAACAGUCUGUUCCUGGAAUACGCCAAGAACCCCCUGCUGGAGUUUCACCAAAAAGGCCUGGUGGUGUCUCUGUCCACCGACGACCCCAUGCAGUUCCACUACACCAAGGAACCUCUGAUGGAGGAGUAUGCCAUUGCAGCUCAGGUCUUCAAGCUGAGUACUUGCGACAUGUGUGAGAUUGCCAGAAACAGUGUGCUGCAGAGUGGUUUGUCCCACGAGGAGAAAGUCCACUUCCUGGGUUCAGAUUACCUGAAAGAAGGUCCGGAAGGCAAUGACAUCCGUAAGACCAACGUGGCUCAGAUCCGAAUGGCGUAUCGUUUUGAGACACUGUGCUACGAGCUCAAUCUCAUCAAGGAGGGUUUGAAGGCUGAGUAAACAAAGUAACCUCCAACGGGAAAUCAUGUGGUCAUCACCUUCAUGUCAAAGUUUAAUUCCAGAUGGAGAAACAACUUUAAGCAUAAAUACAAAUAAACUACAAAACACCAA